Cinara cedri is the source of this 438-nucleotide messenger RNA. The record is from the annotation of a GenBank genome assembly. NCBI's taxonomy places the organism in Eukaryota, Metazoa, Arthropoda, Insecta, Hemiptera, Aphididae.
AUGGACGCAAAUGGUCGAAACAAUAGUGGAAUGAGUCUCAGUGAAAUCACGGAGAUUGUGUACUUCUGGGUUACGGACAAUCAACUUUUUUAAAUAAUAGAAUUUACGAGAAGAUCCACAAAUAAUAUUUGUGACUGGAUGAAUCUCUGUAGAAACAUCCAUAUACGUAUAUUUAAAAAAAGGCAACCUUUUAGAGGUUCUGGUCAGAUUGUUCAAAUUGACGAAUGUUUGAUGCGGGACACAGGGAAAAAUAAUAGAGAACGCUUUCGACUUACUAAUUUAAAAAGUGCAGUUAUACCUAGACAAGAAGAUGAAGAAGACACCAAUCGCAAUUAUGGUCGGAGAGUUGGUGGACCAUGGGUAGUCGGAUUUUUUGUUAUUGGAGAAAAAAAAAAUGAAAAAUUACAUCAAAUAAUUAAAAAUGUACCUAUGCAAUAA